CGGUCCUUGGUUGGAGUUGGUGACCAAAAGAUCGAUCUCAGGAUCAUUUGUCUUGUCUUUGGAACCUUCAUACCCCCCAUUUCCAGUGUCUUUUUGGCCGCCAUUAGAGCUCAUUUUCUGGUGCCAUUACUUUACACUUUUCAGUUUUUCUGCCACUUUCCUCUCUGAGCCCUGAGGCAUAUCUUUCUGAAGCAAAGCUUCCCCCUCCCCACCCUUUUCUUUUCGUUACAGUCGCUAAACCCCAUUUUGGUACUGCGGUUUACUUUUUCUCACCCUGUUGUUUGUGGCCGUUUGAUCUCACUUUUGAGUUGCGUGAUCCCAGAAAAAGAACCCCAUUUGCUGGAUUAGCUUCAGCUUCUCUUCUUGGUUGUUUUUGAAGACAAUGAACUCUUCAACGAGACUGGAUUCAGCCGUAUUUCAGCUCACACCUACUCGAACCAGGUGUGACUUGGUCAUAAUCGUGAAUGGGAAGAAAGAGAAGAUUGCUUCGGGUUUGCUUGACCCGUUUUUGUCCCACUUGAAGGCUGCUAAAGAUCAGAUGGCCAAAGGGGGUUAUUCGAUUAUUCUAGAGCCUGACCAUGAUGGCGCCUCCUGGUUUACCAGGGAAACUAUAGAGAGGUUUGUUCGCUUUGUGAGCACUCCUGAGAUAUUGGAACGUGUUUAUACUAUAGAAUCUGAGAUUUUACAAAUUGAAGAGGCAAUUGCAAUUCAAGGCAACUCCACUAUAGGGAUUAGCACUCAGGAAGAAAACCAAGUAAAACAUGUUGAGAGUACUGAAGGUUCUUCUGAAAGGAAAACCAGCAAAACUCUGCAGGACGCUAAUGAUGAGAAAGCUAUUGUACUUUACAAGCCUGAAGAUCAGCCACCUGAAGCAAAUGGAACCACUCAGUCAGAAGGAAAUUCUAAAGUUCAACUGUUGAAAGUACUGGAGACUCGAAAAUCAGUGCUUCAGAAAGAGCAAGGCAUGGCCUUUGCCCGUGCUGUUGCUGCUGGUUUUGACAUUGAAUACUUGCCAACUUUGAUGUCAUUUGCUGAAUGCUUUGGAGCAGUUCGCAUGAUGGAUGCAUGUAAAAAGUUCAUGGACCUUUGGAGACGAAAACAUGAAAGUGGUCAGUGGCUUGAAAUUGAAGCUUCUGAAGCAAUUCGCAGCCGAUUGGACUUCGCUCCUGUAAACACAUCAGGGAUUAUACUUUCCAGCAUGGCUGCUGCAUCUCACACUGAGCUGGACUCAGAAAAUAAUGGGAAAGCAAAUGCAGAUGUGCCUCCUCAACCAUCUGCUGGCCACCAAGAAAAUAUUCAAGGCCAAUUUCCACAUCAUAUGUACCCUCCUUGGCCAAUCAAUUCUCCCCCAGGCACUGUGCCAGUCUUCCCGCCAUAUCCUAUGCAAGGCAUGCCCUACUAUCAGAACUAUCCAGGAACACCAUACAUGCAGCCUAUUUAUCCACCUGUGGAGGAUCCCAGACUAAAUUCUGGUCAAAAUAUGGGGCGCAGAAGGCAUUCGAUGGAUGGUAGGUACAGCAAUACUGAAUCAGAACCUUGGGGUGAACUGGGCAUGGAGGGGGGAGGUUCGCAGACUGGAGAACGACGGAAGAAGUCUAGCCGAUCAGGCAGACAGAAAUCUGGCACAGUGGUAAUUCGGAAUAUCAACUACAUUACAAAGACAGAGAACUCUUCUGGCAGUGGAUCAUUUUCAGAUUCUGGCUCUGAAAACAAUGAGGAUAAGGAUACUCAUGAAUAUGCGGAUAACUCAAAAAGAAGAGGAAGUGGUAAAGAAUCUUUCAAGAAGUUGAACUCGUCUGAUAGGGAAGAAACAGAGCUUGGGAAUGAUGCAGACGGGGGUCAUUGGCAAGCAUUCCAAAAUUGUUUGCUUAGAGAUGUUGAUGAAGAUAGACAUGCCGUUGACCAAGACCAGUUUGAAGUGGAAAAGGGGGAUCGUCUGCGAAGGAAAAAACAUGUUUCUGUUAGUGAUCCUUUAGUUUGUAGUGAGCAAAAUGGGCAUGAAAUUCAAGGUGGUGAUUCAAUAGAUAUGCAUGCCAUUAGCAGGGGUUUAACCCGCAUGCCUAAGACAUCAAAUGAUGCAUUUUUGUUAUCUAGGGGGGCAACCCAGCCUGGUGAUGGCGUGUCUCUGGAUGAUGUGCAGUCUUCAGAAAUUGGUGGCAGAAGGGUUGGCUAUAGGAGGACUGCCAAUGACGACUUCAUCAUUCUUAAACAAGACAGUCAGUCUGGUAAUGCGCAUCCUUCCUCAGAUUUGGAAGUGGUCUAUGGACUAGGUUAUUCAAACAAUAAUUUGGAGAGGAACUCGUUGCGUGAUAUGAAUGAUGAUUCCUACAUUGUUGAGUAUAGAUCUAACCAAGCCAGUUACGGAGGGGACAACGGAAGAAAAGCUAUUGACAUUGAUUCUGAGUUGCCUGCAGUGCAUCAGAAGGCAGAAAGAUCGUCUAGUGAUCUAAGGAACCAUCACAAUUAUGAGCCAGAUGAAUUGAGUUUGAUGCCUGAACGAGUGACCGAAAGGGCAUCAAUGGGCUAUGAUCCUGCUUUAGACUAUGAAUUGGAGGCUCAGGUUGAAGUUGAUGCUUCACGAGCUAAGAAGAAUAAAGAGGUGUCUGCUGACACCAAACCAGGAUCUAAGAGGUUGGAUAAGGAGCAGAAGUCAAAACUUACCCCCAACAGUUCUGAUAGGAAGAAGAAUGUGGGGCCAAUAAGAAGAGGGAAGAAUUCAAAAUUGAGUCCCCUGGAUGAAGCGCGAGCACGUGCUGAGAAGUUACGAAACUACAAGGCUGAUCUUCAGAAAAUGAAGAAAGAGAAGCAAGAGGAAGAGCUCAAACGGCUGGAGGCUUUAAAGAUGGAGAGGCAAAAGAGAAUUGCUUCCAGAAGCAGCUCAAUCCCUGCACAGCAAUCAGUGCCAUCCCCACUAACCAAGAAACGGCUUCCUACCAAACUUUCACCAAGUUCUCUCAAAGGUUCAAAAUUUAGUGAUGCUGAGCCAGGAUCAUCCUCACCUUUACAAAGGUUCCCUGUGAGAAUUUCUUCUGUUGGAUCUAAUGAUUCAAAAGCCUCAAAAUCCAGCAGAUUGAAUGCUGGAAGCCACUCAGCUGAAAACAAGUUAAGCCGAUCAGUGCCUUCACUCCCUGGAUCUAAGCAAGAGAAGAGAGGUGAUACAGCUGAUACUAAAGCAUCCAUGGCAAGGAUUAGAAGACUGUCAGAGCCUAAAAUGAGUACCAUCCGUCAAAAUUCUACAGUUAAACCACAGAGCACUGCAACAAUGUCAAAGACCAAAGUAGCUGAUGGAGCUGAAAGCAAAAAGAUUUCUGCCAUUGUGAAUCAUGAUAAAAACAAGACCGCAACCCUCCCUGAAGUGAAAGUUAGAACAGCCAAAGCAACUGAUGUUUCCCAUAAUAGAUCAUCAGUCAAGGAGAAGACUGAAAAGGUAAAUGGUAACAAGAUUUCUACAAACUUGGAAGGUGCUUUGCCAAAGAAAUCUGUGAAUACAGAUUCAUCCCAUGAUAAUGAAGAUGAUAAUCCGAUAAUUGAGAAGACUGUUGUGGUGCUUGAGAGUGAAAAACCUUCUGACCCAGCUAUUCAUAUGACAGAAGAAAAAGUUGGGGGGCGGGUGCCAGAGAAACAGUGUGAUAAUUGUGAAGUGACAGAGAAAACAGAGGCUGUGUCCAAUUAUGUUGCCAUCCGUGCGCCAGUUUCCCCAAGCAUGGACCUAGUAAAUAGAGAAAUCACACAAAACCAAGCACAACUACAACCAAUAUCUAGUGAGGUCAAAUCCGAUGGUGUGAAGAAAGGACCUUCAAACAUUGGUAUUGAUAAGGAAACAUAUCAUGCUCCAUUUGCUCGAGUUUCUUCUAUGGAAGAUCCUUGCCAAGGCAAUUCUGAGUAUGGCAAAGCACCCUCAACAAACACGGAGAUUGCACCUUUUGUUAUGGAGACUGUUAGAGCGCAUGUAGCUGACUCCAGAAACUCAACACUUGAGAAGAUUCCUGAAGUCGUUGAGAAGCCUCAGGUAAAGGAAUCAUCAAAAGGUUUUAGGCGUCUAUUGAAGUUUGGAAGAAAGAAUCAUAGCUCAGCUACUUCUGGACACAACACGGAAUCAGAUAAUGCAAGCAUUGACGGCUCUGAAGCAGAUGAGAUUGGGACAAACGGUUCUUCUAAAGAAGCCUACACAUUAAAGAAUUUGAUAUCCCAAGAUGAAACUUCCGCUGCCAACACAACACCGCAAAAGUCAUCGCGUACGUUCUCCUUGUUGUCACCGUUCCGAAGCAAGAGUAGUGAAAAGAAGGUAAUGAUGGCCUGAUAGAAUGACAGGUUUUAUAAUUGUGAGAUUGAUGCAGUGACAAAUCGCGAGUCUUGCCGUAGGAUCUUUGUGUUGUGUUGUAUAUUCAUGUUUCAUUGUUGAUAUAUCAAUUGUGUUUAUCUGAAAUCUUGACUGGUGGUCUUAUAUUGGACAAUGGAUGAUGUUUCAAAUAUUCAAAGCAGAAAUGAAGGAUGACAUGUUUGGUUUGAUCU
Messenger RNA from Neltuma alba, 4512 nucleotides. Its product is annotated as COP1-interacting protein 7. The coding region runs from base 383 to 4300 and encodes 1305 amino acids. The transcript has 13 exons. Lineage: Eukaryota; Viridiplantae; Streptophyta; Magnoliopsida; Fabales; Fabaceae. The record is from RefSeq and is a predicted model, not a curated record.